This is a messenger RNA of Cricetulus griseus (Chinese hamster), 3663 nucleotides long. Lineage: Eukaryota; Metazoa; Chordata; Mammalia; Rodentia; Cricetidae. The record is from RefSeq and is a predicted model, not a curated record.
AUGGAAUGGCUGCUAGAAGACCUGCUUAGGGCUAAGGGAGAUAUGGGGCCUCUCCAAGGCCAGCUGACACAUGUUCUGGCCUGCAGACAUUGCAGCAGCAGCAUCUGCCUCCAAAGUCCAGGGAAUCUGGUGAUACUAUUCUUGUUCAUGGUUUGGCAGAUCCAAAGAUGGUGGCAGCUUGGGAAAUGGCAACAGCUUCAGCCCUGGUGCUCUGGAGACAUAACAAUACAAGGCAAGGGACUACAACUUCUGCACCAUUUUGCCUUCCUUGAUUCCCUGUGCAAGCAAGAGUCAAAGAAGGAAGAGGAAUGUGGGGAAGAGAAGGAAGAGGAAUCAUUAUCUCUGAGUCCACUAAAACCACAUUCUCCUUCCAAAGAUGCUUUCAUUGGAAAGCAAUUCACUGCAGACCCACACCAGCCAUCCUGUAGUUCUGAGGGCCUCCCCAAGGCCACAGGGAUACGAGAACAAGUGCUCACACAACCCUCAAGCCCUUCCAGAUCCUUCCCUACCUUCCAGAUCCUGACCAACCUACCUGUGAGGAACAAGAUAGCUUCAGGGAGUUCCCUGCAGCAGAGAAAAAGCCAGCUAUUCUGGGGUCUUCCCUCGCUACACAGUGAGUCCUUGGAGACUAUUUUCCUGAGCUCAGAUGGCCCUUCUCCACUUAAGUUGUCUAUUUGUCCUUCUGUCUUCUUCAACAAGGUUUCCGUCCUGCCUGUGUACAACUUGUUGCUUCCCUAUUAUCGCUCUCCAACUUACUAUCCUACCCAUGAAGCCCAUACUAUGAGAAAUCUGGAAAGAAUGGUACCUGGUUCUCAACUCGUUCAAUCUCCACCUCCCCCUCUUAUCCCAUUAGUACCCUCCAAUCUUAAGCCUUUGCUUAUAGAUUGUAAAGGAAUCUUAUCUGACACUGAUGCACAUACACAGCAGAAAGAGGUUCCUUGUGCCUCUGAGAAUCAAGCCCUAUACCCACAGCCUGAACUCCAAAAUAUCAGACCUUCCACAUUCUUGUAUUCACCUGAGGCCUGGAGGGAGACGCCAGGGGACCCCAGCCUCCAUCAACACAAUCCAGAAUCACCUUCUGCCUCUCUAUUGUAUCCUUCCAAUCCUCAUGAAAUCAUAACUAGGCUUGAGGCCCCACGGAUAACCAUGAAACAACACAAGCACCCAAAAACCUCUCAAUCUGCAAUGUCAACUACAAGCCCACACCCAACCUCCCUGACAGAAUACCAGAGAGCCAACCCUAUGAGAGACCUGUCUGGAUUGAAAGCUCUCUGGGAAACCACAGUGCAAAAAAAGAACUCUCAGAUCUAUGCGCUUCCAAUCUCGUCUCCUUGCCAAUUCAUAGUACCCAUGACAGAACAUCAAGAAACUGGCCCUCCAGUAACUCCCCCUGGAUAUGAAGUUCAGUGGGGAAUUAUACAACAUAAUGACAAUCCCCAAGCUUUUGAUCCCCCAAUGCCAGCCUCCUGUCAACCACCAGGUUCUCUGUCCGAAGUAAAAACUGUUAACCCCAAAGGAAGACUUUCUACACUGAAGGACUUCUGGGGAAAUAUAGGAUAUAAAGAGAAACCACCCGUUUCUAAGUCUCCAGUGUCAGCCCCCUGCCCUCCUUUAGACACCCUGUCAGAACACCAGAUAGAGAGUCCCCUGGAGGAUCUGUCCGGAUACCAGGCUCAAUUGCAACACAGAGAAAACUCAGGCAAUCUCUGGGCCUUUGAAACUCCAACCUUGGACUUCAACAUGUGGUUUCAUGAAACCAUCCCUGCAUGUGUCCCAUUGGGAUCUGAGACUCCAUUGAAGGGUAGACCUAGUACAGAAAAUCUUUGUGUCUGUGCAGACCUAGUUUCAGCUCCUAGCCUUCCCUCUGUCUCUCUGCCAGACUUUGCAAUGAUGGGCCCCCAAAGAGUCUUUUCAGAGUCUCAAGCUUUAUGGGAGAAAAAGGGGCAGAGAAAGAAGCUCUGGGUAUCUGACUCCCCAUGUCCUGCCCAUGUACCAUCUCUAGUCCCCUUUUUAGAACCACAAACAAUCAAUAUUGUGGAUGACUUCCCUAGAUCAGAAGCUACAUGGAAGGAUACUGAGCAUACAAGAAAAUGUUUGUCUUCUGAGUCUCCAUUUCUGAACCUCAACCCAUCCCCAGAUCUUGUACAGCCACCCCUCAGAGUUAGUUCCAUGGAGAAUCCAUUUAAAUCUAAAGUUUGGUGUGUGGACAUUCAAAGAAAAAAUAACUUCUUGGCCUCUGAGCAUCCAGCUCAAAGCUUAUCCCAACAUCUAUUUAGAACCAGAUCCUCAGGAGUCCUCUCUGACCCUGCUGGAGGAUAUAUGAAGCAGAAUGAAAAUUGUUGUGUUUCUGUAUCCUCAGUUUGGGGAUCCAGCCCACCUCCAAACUCUGUUUCAAAGUCUCACAUAAGUAAGCCUUCUGGAAACCCGUGCAACUGUAAGCCUAUGGAGUCAGGAUUAGAGCAGAGAAAGGACUCCUGGCCCACUGAGCUACCAGCCCCCAGCUUUCUCUCUGCUCCAUCACAAGAGCCACACCCUGACAUUGAGUUUAUAUAUAGAAAUGUACAAAAAAGAGAGGCCUCCCAGACUCCCAGUCCUCCAGUAAUGAAUGUUGUGCAGCCAACAUCUUGGUUCUCAGAAGCUAAGGCAGAGGCCCCAUCUUCCCACCCAUCUUCCCAGGGUGGAGCUGUCUCAGAGCUGUGUGACCACCCUGUGAGCCAUGCCUGGCAAUGGAGUAGAGAAUUAAAGGCCAGACUAAAGAAACUACAGCAGAGCCCCACUUUCAAAUCCCCAGGCCCACAUCACUCACUUGGCAGCUCCCCAGCCCUUAACUCCCCAAUUCCAGAAUCUUGGGGACUAUCUUAUUCCCCACAUCAGACUCAAGCUCUCAGUCUGUACCCCUGCUCAUCAAUUGGUGAUCCCCCAAAAAUUCAAAGGACAGAACCUCAGUCUGUCCAGGCCCCUCACUGCUCUCACUCUUCUAGCAGAGCAGAACAAGAGUCUCAAAAAAAGAGAAUGAAAUGGAAGGUAGUGGGCCAAACGCCAUCCCCAGGGAAUGUUCAUACAAAGGCUAAUGAAAACUGCUCAGGAAUGGGAAAGCCCUCAAAUACAGGGGCUCCAGUCUCUAGCAAAAGACGCCAAGACAAGAUUUUAGUACUACCUUCAGCCCAAAAGAAAGGGAGUCCCAGAAAACCCAAAGCAGAGAAAUGUGGAGGAGGGACUGCAAGAUUGGGAUCAUCCACUGACACAGGGAAAAACAACCCUGCCCAGGCCUGCACACCAACAGAGGUCCCUAUACAAAGAUUUUCUAAAAAGUCUCAGUACAGAGCUCAGCAUUCUCCACACACCAUUCUUGCUCAGCAGCUUCUCCCAAAUGCUGCCAGUCCCCAGGAUCAACAAAGGGAAGGCCUGGUAGCCGGUAAUACCCAGAAUCCUCACCAUUGUAAGCAUUGUGCUUGGGCCCCCAAGGAGAAGCAGCUCCCAUCCUCCACACCCCAGGCUCCCCCUACCAGAGGUUUUCAAAGGUUGUUAGCUAAAUUUCUACGUGUCCGUAGAUGCCUGCCAACUAAAUCCAGUCAGUAAAGUAUGAUAGUACUGGCAACCAGUAUAUCACAACCUGAACCAAACCAGGUGUGGGUAAGAAAUAGAGACAGAGAAAUCCUAAUA